AUGAUACCAUCAACAUUAAAAACUAUCUUUGUCGAUGGUGAUCUCGACGAUUCAUCAAUUUUACUCGAUGUACAACAUCCAUAUCGUGAUAAAGAUCUUCUUUUAACAAAUCAUUUCGAUGAUGUCGACGAUGAUAUUCGUGAUCAGAACUCACCAUUCUUUGGUCUAUUUCCACCAACAGCGGAUACAUCAUCUACACUUCUGUCGGCAUGUAUAAGCCACGAUAGUUCAGGUUCAAGUUCAAAUGGUUCAUCCACGGCAUUUUCUUUUACGGAUUCUGCAUAUGCAUCAUCACAAUCGCCACCACCACCACCACCACCACCACCAUCAUCAUCAUCAUCACAAUCCCAAAAUUUGAAUAAUAUCACCAGUCAAUCCAUUUCAAUCUUGCGUGGCCUUCAAUCACAACAACAACAAAAUUCUUUACAACAAAAAUCACCGAUUAAACCAGUGGCAUCAACACAUUUAUCGUUACUUCCUGGUUUAACAACCUCAUCGCCAAGUUCAAGUUUAUCAAGUGUUCAUUCAACAACAGAUAACUUAUGUUGUGCAUCAUCAUCAUCAUCAUCAGCUUUUUAUACCAAACAACAACAACAACAACAGCAAGAUUAUCAUUACAACUAUUGGAAUUGUCCUGGAUGCCAAGAAGCUUAUAAACAAAAUCGCCCACAAGUUCUUCAAUGUUUUCAUUCAUUAUGUGAAACAUGUAUAGAAAAGUUAUCAGAAAAAGAAAAUCGAAACAUAUCUUGUCCAUUAUGUGGCUUAACAACAAUGUUGACAGAUAUUUUACCUGAUUAUACAAUACAAAAUAAUCCUUCAAAUCUAUCGAAUGAUUAUAUGUUACCAUUAGGAGAGAGUUCUACACAAUAUUGUACGGCAUGUAAAAGCUCAGAAUCAAUGGCUGUAGCUAAAUGCUUCCAAUGUUCGAGUUUCCUAUGUCAUCAAUGUGUUUGUGCACAUCAAAUAAUGAAUUGCUUUGAAGGUCAUCGUGUUGUGCAUAUAAAGGAACUUGAUUCAAAUGGCAAUGAUCUUCGGUUAAUUUUUUGCCCAAUACAUAAAAAUGAAACACUAAAAUAUUUUUGUGCUACUUGCAAUAUGCCAAUUUGUUCAACUUGUGCGACAACUGAUCAUGGUCGUGUUGGACAUGAAUUUAUUUCGUUAAGUGAUGCUGGAUCACAUCAAGUAGCAAAAUUACAACAUAUCGUUGAAAAUACUCGUCAACGUUUAAUAGAUUUAAAGCAUUCACAAAAAUUAAUCGAUCGAUCAUAUACUUUAUUACAAACUCAAUAUAAUAAAGCACAACAUGAUAUUAAUGAAACAUUUAAUUUUUAUCGACAAUUAAUUGAUGAAAGAAAAAAUGAUCUUAUUAAAGAAUUGGAUAAUACAUUUGGUGAAAAACAAAAUGUUUUAACAAAUCAAAUACAAAAAAUUGAUGAAGCUGUUGAACGGGCUAAUUUGCCAUUGGAGUUUUCUGACCGUUUAUUUAAAAAUUCAUCAACGACAGAAAUUUUAAUGUUUAAAAAACAACUUGAGAAUAAAUUGAAUGCACUCAAUAUUAUUCUACCCGAUACUAAUGGUCAAUCAACAUUUGAAUUAGAAUUCGUUUCAAAUUUUCAAGCUAUACAAACCGGUAUACGAAAUACGUUUGGUUAUGUAAGAUCAUCUCCAGAAACAGUAACAUUGAACAAUCCUUUCCAACCUCGUACACAAAAGCUCAUCAAUGAAAAUUUCAAUAAAGUAAUUGGUCCACCAUCGGUAGCUGGUUGCCAUAACCAUAGUCACCAUCAACCACCAAAUAGCCUUUCAAGACUGAGUCCAACAAAAUCACUUCAACAACAAACAGCUAAUACAAGUCAUCUAUUAAAUGGUAUUGAUAUACUUUCAUGUAGUUUACCUCAAACAUCAAUGAAUAAAUAUUCGAAUUUAUCCACAUCAACACCAACACCAAUCAGUUUUUCAUUAUCAUCAAAUACUCUUGAUAUGCAUUCAUAUGAAUUAUGGUCAAAUGCAGCACAAUCUCAACAGCAACUAUCAAGUUCAUUAACAUCAAGUAAUGGUAAUGGAAAUCUUAAUGGACAAGAUUCUGUCGUUGAUCUUGUGGAUAGUUUAUCAUCACUUGACGGUUAUUCAUCACUUGCUCAGAAUUUAUUAUUACCAUCGCGUUCAAAUAAUUCAUCAUUAAAACGACAAAAGAUGAUCUAUCAUCAGAAAUUUGGUGAAUUCGGUGUACUUGAAGGGCAAUUUACUGAACCAUCGGGUGUUGCUGUUAAUGCUCAAGGCGAUAUUAUUGUUGCCGAUACAAAUAAUCAUCGUAUACAAAUAUUUGAUUCUAAUGGACGUUUUCGUUUUCAAUUUGGUGAAUGUGGAAAACGUGAUGGACAAUUAUUAUAUCCAAAUCGUGUUGCUGUAUUUCGUCAAUCAGGUGAUAUUGUUGUUACUGAACGUAGUCCAACACAUCAAAUACAAAUUUAUAAUCAGUAUGGACAAUUUAUACGUAAAUUUGGUGCCAACGUCCUACAACAUCCACGUGGUGUUUGUGUCGAUAAUAUGGGUCAUAUUAUCGUUGUUGAAUGUAAAGUCAUGCGUGUAUUUAUUUUUGAUACCAAUGGAAAUGUUUUGAAUAAAUUUACAUGUUCAAAAUAUUUAGAAUUUCCAAAUGGUGUUUGUUGUAAUGACAAACAAGAAAUAUUUAUAUCAGACAAUCGUGCACACUGUAUUAAAGUAUUUUCAUAUGAUGGACAAUUUUUACGUACAAUCGGUUCAGAAGGUAUAACUAAUUAUCCAAUCGGAGUUGUACAAAAUAGUCAAGGUGAUGUACUUAUUGCUGACAACCACAAUAAUUUCAAUUUAACAAUUUUUAAUCAAGAUGGUCAAUUAAUAAGUGCUCUAGAAUCCAAAGUGAAACACGCACAAUGUUUCGAUGUUGCACUUAUGGAUGACGGAAGUGUUGUACUAGCAAGUAAAGAUUAUCGCAUAUAUGUUUACCGUUAUUCGAUGACAUCGUCACCAGCGAUUGGAUCUGGUGGAGGCAAUGGAAUUACGGGCAAUAAUACAACACCUCCAUCACCUCUGUCAUCUUCAUCAACAACACCAAGUAGUAGCCAAAUGAUGGGUGCUGAAUGCACAUCGCCGUCUUUAAUGAGUGGGCAUAGUGAAACUACAUCAAUUAUCAAUAAUGGGUAUUAA
Messenger RNA from Rotaria socialis, 3186 nucleotides. The record is from the annotation of a GenBank genome assembly. NCBI's taxonomy places the organism in Eukaryota, Metazoa, Rotifera, Eurotatoria, Philodinida, Philodinidae.